AGCGCCAGUGCCUGCGCGCCGUCCGCCCCUUCGCGGAGCUUGGCGUCGUCUCUCUCGGCAAUAAGGUCCGCUGGCCUGAGACGCGUUGUCGCCGACGACCAUGAACCGCAGCCGCCAAGUGACCUGCUUGGCCUGGGUCCGCCGCGGCGUGGCCAAAGAGACGCCGGACAAGGUAGAGCUAAGUAAAGAGGAAGUAAAGCGUCUCAUUGCUGAAGCAAAAGAAAAAUUACAAGAAGAAGGUGGCAGUGAGGAAGAGGAGGCAGGUAGUCCUUCAGAAGAUGGCAUUCGGAGUGCUCGUACCCAGGCACGGCCUAUGGAGUCCCUGGAGGACGGGGACCCACAGGAUGACCGUACCCUAGAUGAUGAUGAACUGGCCGAGUACGACUUGGAUAAUUAUGAUGAGGAAGACGACCCAGAUGCUGAGACUCUUGGUGAAUCUCUGCUGGGUCUUACGGUCUAUGGCAGUAAUGAUCAAGAUCCAUAUGUUACCCUAAAAGAUACAGAACAAUACGAGCAUGAAGACUUCUUGAUUAAGCCCACUGACAACUUCAUCAUCUGUGGCCGUGCUGAACAGGAGCAGUGCAAUCUGGAGGUGCAUGUUUACAAUCAGGAAGAGGAGUCUUUCUAUGUGCACCACGACAUACUCCUGUCAGCAUACCCUCUGAGCGUAGAAUGGCUGAACUUUGAUCCUAGCCCAGAUGCUUCAACUGGAAAUUACAUUGCUGUGGGAAACAUGACCCCUGUCAUCGAGGUGUGGGACCUGGAUAUAGUGGACUCUCUAGAGCCGGUCUUCACCUUGGGAAGUAAGACUUCAAAAAAGAAGAAGAAGAAAGGGAAGAAGAGUUCCUCAGCAGAAGGGCACACUGAUGCUGUCCUUGACCUCUCCUGGAAUAAGUCAGUCAGAAAUGUGCUGGCAAGUGCAUCAGCAGAUAGCACUGUAAUUCUCUGGGAUAUGUCUGUGGGGAAGCCAGCAGCCAGGCUUACUGCACACACAGACAAGGUCCAGACUCUGCAGUUUCAUCCAUUUGAAGCACAAACUCUGAUUUCUGGGUCAUAUGAUAAGUCAGUGGCUCUGUAUGACUGCCGAAAUCCAAACCAGAACCAUCGUCUGUGGCGGUUCAGUGGGCAGAUCGAGAGAGUGACCUGGAACCACUUCUCACCAUGUCAUUUUUUGGCCAGUACAGACGACGGCUUUGUGUAUAAUCUGGAUGCACGUUCAGACAAGCCAAUUUUUACACUUAAUGCACACAACGAUGAAAUCUCUGGUCUUGAUCUGAGCAGUCAGAUUAAGGGCUGCCUUGUGACUGCUUCAGCAGACAAAUAUGUGAAGAUCUGGGACAUCCUAGGAGACAGGCCAAGUCUCGUUCAUUCUAGAGACAUGAAAAUGGGAGUUCUCUUUUGUUCUUCUUGUUGUCCUGAUUUGCCAUUUGUCUAUGCCUUUGGAGGUCAGAAGGAGGGGCUUCGCGUUUGGGACAUAAGCACUGUAUCUUCAGUGAACGAAACAUUUGGAAGACGGGAGAGACUGGUUAUUGGCAAUGCAAAAGGCUUAUCUGUUAGUGGCCCUUGUGGGAGCUCCCAGACACCAAUGGAGUCCUGACAAAGAUCACAGUCUCCUAGGAUGCCUACAAGAAGCUGGCCUAAAAAUGUUCCGUGUGUACCUACAGCCAUACAAUGAUGGAAGGAAAAUUCAGUUCCUGUUGCCAUUCCUCUGCAGCCUUGGCAGUCCACUGCUUAUGUGUCUGCCUUCAGCUGGGUAUUGUACAGUUCUUGCAUUUCUUGAAAAUAAAAGUUUUUAGAGAAUGAUUCCUUAAAUAUGCCACCUGACCUAGAACUGUAGGUUUAUACUAUAUGUAUAGUAACUGAAGAGUUCUGGAGACUGGGUCUUGCUGUAUCAGCCAGCACUGGGGAGAAGGGAGACAGGAAAAUUUCUAGCUCGUCUUCACCUUCUCAGGCUAGGAUUACCAAUAUGCAUGGUAGGUUCUAGAACUAGAUUCAGGCCCGUAUGUUUGCAAAGCAAGCAUUUUACUGACUGCAGUUUCCUUAGCCUGUUUUGUUUUUAAAAUGGGAUUCCUAAAGGUACUUUCACCUUUUGCAUAUUAAUCAUAUUUUUGACAGUGCUAUUGUUAAAAUGCUUUUGGUUACAAAGUUAACUUUUUUUCAGGACUGUUUUCUUUGUCCCAAUAUUUAAAACCUAUUUUAGGGGAGUUGAUAUGAAUUUUCUAUAAUCAGAAUAUUUAAUAGACAAACUGUCAGAGUGUGCUAAAUAAGUUUUGGUUCCAGUAAAUUCUCCCUCUAGUUACUUCAUAACCUAUGCCUUCCUUUUCAAAUGAAUUUGAAUUGCGUUCAUAAAGCGCUCUGGACUUAGAUUGUACACUGUUCCCUUUAUUUCACUUAGCCUCACAGGACAACUUUCUACUCUGACUAACUUCCAUUCUCCUUUCAAACUGAAUAGGAUGUUCUCUUAUUUUGAAGUAAUACAGUAGUACGUUCUAUUUGUCAUUAAAAUACACUCGCUUAUGCUUUAGUAUUUCUCAAGCCUCAUCAGAAUUUGCGUGUGGCAGAGAAUGGGGAAAUAGAACUAGAUCCUUUCU
Chionomys nivalis (European snow vole) is the source of this 2591-nucleotide messenger RNA. RefSeq names its product PWP1 homolog, endonuclein (gene Pwp1). The record is from RefSeq and is a predicted model, not a curated record. The transcript has 15 exons. Gene Ontology annotation, molecular function: protein binding. Gene Ontology annotation, cellular component: nucleus. Gene Ontology annotation, biological process: rRNA processing. Bases 101 to 1597 code for a protein of 498 amino acids. Lineage: Eukaryota; Metazoa; Chordata; Mammalia; Rodentia; Cricetidae.